Oryza brachyantha (malo sina) is the source of this 3248-nucleotide messenger RNA. RefSeq names its product alpha-L-arabinofuranosidase 1-like. NCBI's taxonomy places the organism in Eukaryota, Viridiplantae, Streptophyta, Magnoliopsida, Poales, Poaceae. Gene Ontology annotation, molecular function: alpha-L-arabinofuranosidase activity; channel activity. Gene Ontology annotation, cellular component: membrane. The record is from RefSeq and is a predicted model, not a curated record. The coding region runs from base 317 to 2845 and encodes 842 amino acids. The transcript has 21 exons. Gene Ontology annotation, biological process: L-arabinose metabolic process; transmembrane transport.
AUCCCAUGGGCGCCGGCGUCCCUCACGGCCACCUGCCCUGGACAGCGACGUCGAGGCGCCGGCCGCCCUAGAAAUGCCGCCUCCGGCGCUGCCCCCCUCGCCUCAAUCCGGCACUGGCGAGGUGGCGCAGCGGCCCUCGAAAAGUUAAUUACAUGUUUGGUAGAUGUUAUGGCCGUUCUGGCCUGUGACCGUUGUGGCCUGUGACACGCAUUAUUUGUCGGAAAUCACAAUUUUUGGAAUAAGAGGCUAGAAGGAAUAAAUGAUGGUACCAUUUUCGCAGCAAUAUUCCUAAGCUUAAAUGCUGUGACAGGUCAGGAUGGGCGUUCGGAGAGGUUGUUUGGAUUGCUCAUUGUUCCAUAUGCUGGUUCUCGUUUGCGGCCUGUGCCAGGUGCUCUUUGUUGGGACGGUCACGGGCCAAACUGCUCAGUUUAGUGUAGAUGCUUCACCCCAGAAUGGUCAGACGAUCCCUGACAAAAUGUUCGGAAUCUUUUUUGAGGAGCUCAACCAUGCUGGGGCUGGUGGACUGUGGGCAGAGCUUGUAAGCAACAGAGGUUUCGAAGCUGGUGGCAUUAAUACUCCUUCAAAUAUUGACCCAUGGUUGAUAAUUGGAGAUGAAUCAAAUAUUAUUGUGGCAACAGACAGGUCAUCCUGUUUUGCCAGUAACCCAAUUGCACUUCGGAUGGAAGUGCUUUGUCGAGCUAGUGGAACUAAUGCUUGCCCUUCAGGAGGUGUUGGUAUCUAUAAUCCUGGUUUCUGGGGCAUGAACAUUGAGAAAACAAAGAUUUAUAAAGUUAGCAUGUACAUUAGGUCAUCAGAUUCAGUGGAUUUGGCAAUUUCUUUGACAAGUUCAGAUGGUCUUCAAAAUCUAGCCACUCAUACCAUCACGGCUGAGAAGGGAGAUUUUGCAGAAUGGACAAAGGUUGAGUUUGAUUUACAGUCAGGUGAAAGAAAUACUAAUUCAAGACUGCAACUUACAACCACCAAAAAUGGCAUAAUUUGGUUUGACCAAGUAUCAGUUAUGCCAUCAGACACUUAUAUGGGUCAUGGUUUCCGUAAAGAUCUUGCCUCUAUGCUAGCAAAUCUAAAGCCUCGGUUUUUAAAGUUUCCAGGUGGAAACUAUGUCAUGGGAAAUUAUUUACUGAAUGCAUUCCGGUGGAGUGAAACCAUUGGACCUUGGGAAGAGAGACCUGGUCACUUUAAUGAUGUUUGGGAUUAUUGGACUGAUGAUGGACUAGGAUUUUUUGAGUUCCUUCAACUGGCAGAAGACCUUGGUGCCUGCCCAGUUUGGGUGAUCAAUGAUGGGGCCAGCCUUAACGAACAAAUUCCAUCUGCAACAAUAACUGCUUUUGUAAAGGAUGUUGUUAAUGGCAUUGAAUUUGCAAGGGGAGACCCUGAGACUACAUGGGGUUCAGUUCGUGCAGCCAUGGGACAUCCAGAGCCCUUUCCUCUUUACUAUAUUUCAAUAGGGAAUCAAGAAUGCUCAAAGCCGUACUACAAAGAGAAAUACAUUAAGUUCUAUUCUGCAAUAAAAGCAUCUUACCCUGACAUCAAAAUCAUAUCAAGCUGUGAUAUAUCUUCCAUUUCACCAGUCAACCCUGCUGAUCUAUAUGAUGUCCAUGUUUAUACAUCGUCUGGUGAUAUGUUUGCCAAAACAAGAAUGUUUGAUAACACACCCCGCAGUGGACCCAAGGCAUUUGUUAGUGAAUAUGCGGUGACUGGAAAUGAUGCUGGCCGAGGAACAUUAGUAGCUGCUCUCGCAGAAGCUGCAUUCCUCAUUGGAUUAGAGAAAAAUAGUGAUGUGGUCGAGAUGGCAAGUUGUGCUCCACUCUUCGUGAAUGACAACGAUCGCAGGUUUAGUCCAGAUGCCAUAGUCUUCAACUCAUGGCAGCACUACGGUUGUCCAAACUACUGGAUGCUCUACUUCUUCAAGGAUUCAAGUGGUGCGACACUUCAUCCCUUGACGAUUCAAGUGUCAAACUAUGAUCAAUUGGUCGCGUCUGCUCUCACUUGGCAGAAUUCUAAUGAUGGAAACACUUACUUGAAAAUAAAGGUUGUCAAUUUUGGUAACAAAGCUGUUAAUCUUAAUGUUUCUGUAACUGGACUGGAGAAUAGCAUUCAGGCAUUUGGCUCCAUAAAGACGGUGCUUACAUCUGGUUGGCUACGGGAUGAGAACUCUUUCCAACAGCCAGACAAGCUCGCCGUGUACGGCGUGCUCGGCCUCGGGGGCCGCCCCGAGGCCGACGCCGCCAAGGUCGCGCUCUCCCUGGUCUACAUGUUCUUUUUCGCCUGGCUCGAGGGCCUCACCGGCGGCGCCUCCUACAAUCCGCUCACCGUCCUCGCCGGUGCUCUCGCGUCCCGCGGCGGCCCCUCUCUCUACUUGUUCACCGUCUUCGUACGGAUCCCUGCGCAGGUGCUUGGGUCAAUUCUUGGAGUGAAGCUCAUCCGAACAGCUCUGCCAAAUGUAGGUAAAGGAGCUCGCUUAAGCGUUGGAGUUCACCAUGGAGCAUUAGCUGAAGGGUUGGCAACUUUCAUGGUUGUUAUGGUGUCGGUGACUCUGAAGAAGAAGGAGAUGAAAGGGUUCUUUAUGAAAACAUGGAUCUCAAGCAUUUGGAAAAUGACAUUUCAUAUCCUCAGCUCAGAUAUAACUGGAGGAAUCAUGAAUCCCGCAUCUGCUUUUGCUUGGGCCUAUGCUCGAGGAGAUCACACAACAUUUGACCACCUACUUGUAUAUUGGCUUGCACCCCUCCAAGCAACCUUGCUAGGAGUAUGGAUCGUCACCUACUUAACUAAACCCAAGAAUAUCAAGGAGCAAGAAGAAGAUGAAAGCAAAACCAAGAAGGAAUAGACUAUUGAUGAGGUAGGUUCACCAUUUGUUGUGGAAGUGUGGAACAAGGACUUCAGUUCCAUUUUUUUUCACCAGGCAAGACUGGCCUUGAACUAAUGUAAAAAUUCUCAAUUUUAUGCUGUAAUCCCUUAUCAAUGUGUAUAUCCUGUAUCUAGCUUAUUUUAAUUGUGCUGAAGCUUGUCAAUGAUUGCUCAGCCAAUUAUUAGAAAUACAAGGGAACAAGACAGAACAAAAAUUCCAUUAUUAUGUACAAUGAUACAUUAUUCUUCACUAAUGUUUUCCAGUCGUCUAUAUGAGCUGGCAGCUUGUGAUGACAUAAGCUGGAAAUGCAACUCUUGAGUUUUACAAAAGAAGGGGUGAAAACAGACAAAUUGGAGAGCAAUGCUGGUGGCGCCUUAUUUAU